AGCAUGUUGGCAUUCCUGAUGCAACGUAUAAAAUUGUACAAAAUUGUCAAGAUUGCAAAUUUUACUGAUAGGACAAGGCUUUGACGUAAUGACGUAAAUAGGAAAAUGAAAAAGAAAUGCUAAGUACUUGUGUAGUGAGUGAGUGUUCAAUCGGGCGUUAAUAUUUACUUAACAGAUAUCUACCCACUUUGUAAUUGAUUUACUGAAAUUUAGUAAUAACGCGAUGCAUAUCCGUUUCCUUCGUUAUACUGCCGUUAGAACAGAGUCUUUUGUCUCGAAAUCUGGUUCGCCCUGACUAAAAUAACGAAUAAAAUAGAAUUUUGUGUUUAACUACCAUGGAGUCCGAGUAUCAGCCGAAAAUUAGUCCGAUGCGAGCAUAUUCAGUUAUGCACGGGAACACUGCGGAGGCGGAAGAGUCUUUCACUAGCUUGUCGGAGUACCACGACUAUGAGCCCAGGCUGGAGUUCGACGACACGGAGCUGACGCAGCCCAUACCCAGCGAUGAUCUAGGAGGCCUACCACCUGAACUGUUAGAUAUACCGGACAACCUGCUGAAGCGGUCGGCCAGCGAUGGCACUAUUGAAGAAAACUUCGAGGAAGAACUGGCGACCAAACUUGAAGAAAUCUAUACUGAGAUAGCGGCAACGACAUUAGACGAUACCUUUACGGAGCUCGAUGACAGCGGGUUGGUCGAGGUCGUUGGAGAUGACGCGAUAGGGCGACGCAUCAUCGUGGUGUCCGCCUGCCGCCUGCCAUCGAACAAGGAGUUACCACCGGACAGACUACUCAAAUACCUGAUGUCCACCCUGGACAAAUACGUGGAACAAGACUACAGCCUGGUGUACCUCCACUGCGGGCUCACUAGGAGCAACAAGCCGCCCACUUCCUGGCUGUGGAAGGCCUACAAGGCCUUCGAUAGGAAAUACAAGAAAAACCUCAAGGCGCUGUACCUGGUCCACCCCACCAACUUCAUAAGAAUAGUGAUGCAGAUGUUAAAGCCGGUAAUCAGCGUGAAGUUCGGCCAGAAGGUCAUGUACUUCAACUACCUGCACGAGCUUCACCCGCAUGUCGAUCUGGACAAGUUAAGGAUACCGCAGCAGGUUUUAGAGUACGACCAACUGCUUCUCUCCAAAAACCCAAGAGCUGCCGAAGCGGCCAAACUGAUAUCGGAAAAACAACCGAUAACGGAACCCACGGACAAAACCAGUAAGGACGGGCUCUCGCCGCCGCCGACGCAACAGUUCGGGGUGUCACUGCAGUUCAUUAAAGAGAACAACUCUAAUAUGGUGGACGCCAUACCGCCUGUCGUGAGGCAGUGUGUCGAGUUCCUCUCACAGCCGGACGCACUAGAAACCGAGGGUAUAUUCCGUCGGUCGGCAAACAUCUCCGUUAUAAAAGAACUGCAAAGGCUCUGCAACCGAGGCGAGCCGAUAUCGUUCAGGAGCGACCCGCAUAACGCCGCCGUGUUGUUGAAAACAUUCCUUAGAGACCUUGAGGAGCCAUUGCUGACCUUUGACCUUUAUGAGGAAAUAUUGAAAUUUCAAUUGUGGUCGAACCGCGACAAGCCGAGGCAUGUCAAAAUAUUGAUUCUAGAAUGGCUUCCUCCAGACAACUACAAGCUUUUAAAAUACAUCAUCCAAUUUUUAUGGAAGGUCCAAGACCGUAGCUGUCUCAACAAGAUGACGAGCAGCAACCUGGCGGUGGUGUUUGGACCGAACCUGGCCUGGCCGCCCAACGGCCAGAUGUCGCUACAGGCCAUAGCGCCCAUCAACGCCUUUACCGACUUUUUACUCAAGAAUCAGGAGACUAUUUUCAUCAUUUAAAAGACCUGCAUGGUACAUACCUAACUAAAGUGACUAAACAAGAAAAGCCAGGAGGGUGUUGUAAAGAGAAACAGAAGAACUAAAAGCAUGGUUCGACUAACUGAGGACUAACAAGAAUGUCAAAAUUGAGAGCUGUUCUGCUGUCCGCUACAUUGACUAGAUUACAAUUUUGAGUACAAUGGGAUUGGCAAAUAUCAAAGCUUUGCAUAGAUGACGCUAUCAAAGUUUGUCCCUGAGAUUCGGCUUAAGAAGCUGGACAAAAAAAGUCUUUAAAAAUAUGUAUAAUAUAAAUCUUUAAAAUUGGGCAAUGAUGGCACCAUCUAGAAAAUAUUGCUAACUGAUCCCAUUUAUUAUGCAUAGUACGAGUCUGCGAAUUUACAUUUCAUUUCAUUUAUUAUGAACCAAACUUACACUAACAGAUAAACCAAACAUGUAAGUUACACUUCCAAUCGUUCUAAGUAUACGGCAGACAUUUACUAAAUAAGUAGCGAAGUCAAUACAUCAGUAGGCAUAUGUAAAUGGGAUGAGAGCCAUUACAUACAGGUCGAUUGACAAGUGACGCGCGAAUGAAAUUAAUUCUUGAAUGAAUGAUUAACCAAUAAAAUAAAAAAUUUGGGUGUAGUAUAGUGACACAGCCAAUAGCCUGGUCCACACAGAGUAAGGCACGCCGUGAGACAAUGUGCUCUCGCGGCAAGCGUCCAAUGUUGACGUGAAGCGACUGAGGCAGAUUGCUCGGCCGAGCGAAACGCGCCCAUGCCUCGGCCGAGGCACAUCUACAUAGCAUGCUUGCCGCGUGAGCACAUUGCCUCGCAGCGUGCCUUGCUCUGUGAGGACCCGGUUAAUGACAAUCGUUGACGCUAGAGCCGAUCAAAACGCAGUCUGGUUCUGUCACGCCAAUACAGAAGAGCGAUAGAGAUAGCUACGGUAACGACAUUAUUGAAAGCGUUUGUCAUUUGCCUACGUACCACAGGUGUUAUUCAUUACGCGCACAAUUUCGUUAAUUCCGAUUGAGCCUACUUUCGUGAAUCAACCUGUAUGUUUCGACAUUAUUAGUAAAAUUAAAAACUUACAUAGUCUUUAAAACAGGUUUUAGUUUGAGAUUGCUUGAUGCGAAUUGAUUUACGAUAAGGAGGCGCACUGAUAGGUGGCGCCACCUGGCGCGAUGAAAUGUCAGUUUUUUAUCCUAAUUGUAUUACUAUCGAACUUUGUACAAUAAACCAUCGCUGCUUUCAUGUUGUAGAUUCAAGGUAUUACACAUAGAUGUGGAAAACACACAUAGGAACUACUUAAUUGCUUAUGCGAUAAAGUUGUGGAUGGGUGAAUCAACUUUUUCUUGCCCGGUAUUGCCAUGGUUACGAUCCCCUGAGUCACGCUGGUCUUAUGUAAAAUUAUGCUACUUAUGCUGCAAACAUGCAUUUUUCUGGUGUUAACAAGCCCUUUCCUUAAUUUGCCACCUACAAACAUGGACUACAUGCAUGCUUGCAUAAUUUCAGUAGCAUAAUUUUUUUGUGCAUAAAACCAGUGUG
Leguminivora glycinivorella is the source of this 3349-nucleotide messenger RNA. RefSeq names its product rho GTPase-activating protein 1 (gene RhoGAP68F). The record is from RefSeq and is a predicted model, not a curated record. Gene Ontology annotation, cellular component: cytoplasm. Bases 336 to 1823 code for a protein of 495 amino acids. Gene Ontology annotation, biological process: negative regulation of endocytic recycling; small GTPase-mediated signal transduction. Gene Ontology annotation, molecular function: GTPase activator activity. The transcript has 11 exons. Lineage: Eukaryota; Metazoa; Arthropoda; Insecta; Lepidoptera; Tortricidae.